CCGCGAUUCUGACAGCCCUGUCGCCACGUGCUAAACUUCGCCCCCAUGCCCAAGCUAUGUCCAGUACAACCUACGCUUAUGGCAUCCUUCGCCCUGGGCUUUUCCCUUUGGAGCCAGGGAGCUCUCUUGGGCAGCUGGAAUCAUCCCAAGCCCGCAGCUUCGCUAAAUUCCCCUGAGAUGGCUUCUCAUUCCGACACCUCACUCCCCAGUUGUAUCAUCCUCACCGGCUGCAAGCAAUUGCACUCAGUGGCCUUCUUCCUCUCUGUCGUUAUGAUAGCCAGGUCACAAGCGCAAGAACCAGUGUGUAGCUCGCCCAGCGUGCUCCAGACCAGUGCCAAAACAGCCAGUGUCAUUCGUUCGGAUAUCAACAGACAUGAAGGCUUGGAAGACCACCGCAUUGAUUGCUAUGACGGCAGAUAUCAGCCCUCAGCCACAAUCAUGACCCGAGUCAAGACACCCGAGACUCGAGACUUUCUCUGACAGGCUAUGGCAUGCUCUCACGAGCAAAGACCAUGGUCGCAAACCAUUCCGAGGUCUUGGGUCAUGCUUCGUAUCGUGGCAACCACGUUGGAGAGUCGCGCUUUGCUCGAGCCGCCUUCAAGACAGCUCCCAACGUGGACGUUGCUCUUGCGCU
This is a messenger RNA of Microdochium trichocladiopsis, 634 nucleotides long. RefSeq lists its product as uncharacterized. The record is from RefSeq and is a predicted model, not a curated record. The transcript has a single exon. NCBI's taxonomy places the organism in Eukaryota, Fungi, Ascomycota, Sordariomycetes, Xylariales, Microdochiaceae. The coding region runs from base 46 to 480 and encodes 144 amino acids.